AUGGGGGCGCUCCGGGAGCCUCUCGUAGGAAGGCGGGACGCUUCCUCGGAUCCUCCCGAGCACGUGUCCUCAGCAGAGCAGGCAAGCGCUGCGCGCCUGGGGCUGCGAUUCCCUGGUGACAGAGGCUUAGAGCGCUCCCUCCCCAGCCGCCAGCCCCGCCGUCGCCGCCUCUCCCGGGGAGCUCCAGGCUCCGGGGUGCGCUCGGGGCAGGCCCGAGGAACCGGAGAAAAGGAAAAGUGCCGGGGAGGAGAUUAG
Rangifer tarandus platyrhynchus (Svalbard reindeer) is the source of this 255-nucleotide messenger RNA. The record is from the annotation of a GenBank genome assembly. Lineage: Eukaryota; Metazoa; Chordata; Mammalia; Artiodactyla; Cervidae.